This is a messenger RNA of Megalops cyprinoides (Indo-Pacific tarpon), 1527 nucleotides long. RefSeq names its product SRY-box transcription factor 18 (gene sox18). Gene Ontology annotation, molecular function: RNA polymerase II cis-regulatory region sequence-specific DNA binding; DNA-binding transcription factor activity, RNA polymerase II-specific. The record is from RefSeq and is a predicted model, not a curated record. The coding region runs from base 50 to 1423 and encodes 457 amino acids. Gene Ontology annotation, biological process: lymphangiogenesis; vasculogenesis; positive regulation of transcription by RNA polymerase II. The transcript is spliced from 2 exons. Lineage: Eukaryota; Metazoa; Chordata; Actinopteri; Elopiformes; Megalopidae.
ACAAAAACAACAAAAAAAAGUUUGACAAAUCCAAGGUUGUCUUGCUGGAAUGAAUAUAUCUGAGUCUAGUUACUGUCGAGAGGAGAGUUCUCAGCCCAGGGGCGAGCGUUCAUGGGUCGCAGCCCCCAGCCCCGGCUCUGACCGUGGGCGGGGAUUCGACCAGACCCUCAUAGGAGACUUGGGACCCACAGCGCCUGUGGGAGUGGGAGUCGGAGCAGGAGGGGGAGCGGAGGGCCAGGCAGGCAGCCCCGACCCUGCCUGCGUAGGAGCUCCGGUCCUGGGCAGCCCCGCGGGGAAGACAGGGGCAGAGUCCCGAAUCCGCCGGCCCAUGAACGCCUUCAUGGUGUGGGCGAAGGAUGAGCGGAAACGCCUGGCACUGCAGAACCCGGACUUGCACAACGCCGUCCUCAGCAAGAUGCUGGGCCAGUCAUGGAAGUCUCUGAGCACUCCUGAGAAGAGGCCCUUCGUGGAGGAGGCGGAGCGGCUCCGGCUGCAGCACCUCCAGGAUCACCCCAACUACAAGUACCGCCCCCGCCGAAAAAAGCAGGCCAAGAAGAUCAAACGCAUGGAACCCAGCCUCCUGCUCCACGGCCUGUCCCAGGCCUGCGGGGGCGGAGCGGCGGGGGACAGCUACAGCCAACCGGGACACCCCCACCACCGCCACCUGCUGCCCUCCCUCGGGCACUUCGGUGACCUGCACCCUGGCGGCGGCCCGGACUACGAAAGCUACGGCCUGCCCACACCUGAGAUGUCCCCGCUGGACGUGCUGGAGGAGGGGGGAGACUCCGUGUUCUUCCCCCCACACAUGCAGGAGGAUGUGAACCUGCCCCCCUGGAUUAACUACCACCCUCAUCCCCACCACCCCCACCCGCACCCCCACCCCCAUGCCCACCCUCACCAUCACCAUGGGCACGGCCACGCGCAAGGCCACUCGCACCCCCACCACGGCCAGAAGGCGCCUCUUGAGCCUCGGCUUGACAAGUGCCACAUCCCAGGAGCCACGAACGCUCACUACUCCCAGAGCCCGGCUGGCCUGACUGACCCGCCCAAAGCCCCGGCUGGCACUGCCUACUACAACCACCUCUACCCGGGCGGCCAGCCGGGCAGCUUCACCUCGCACCUGGGCCAGCUGUCGCCCCCGCCCGAGUCCACCGCCGCAGCCGGCCCGCCCCCGGCCACCGGCCUGGACUCCGUGGAGCACCUGGGUCCCCCCUCGGAGUUCUGGACAGAAGUGGACCGUAACGAGUUUGACCAGUACCUGGACUCGAGCCGGACUCGACUGGAGUGCGCGGCGCAAGGCUAUGGCGCCUCUUUGUCUAAGGUGUCCGGCAGACACAUAUCCUGUGAGGAGAGCAGCCCCCUGAUAUCCGCUCUGUCAGAUGCCAGCAGCGCCGUCUACUACAGCGCCUGCAUCACUGGGUAAACUGCAGACACCCCUCCUCUGUCCCACACCUAAACAUGGGAAAAGGGCUUUUGAGUUCAGUCCAAAUUAAUGCUUUAGAUAAGAAUGUGAGUAUUUUGACACUA